CAGAGGCGAUUCAUACGAUAUGUUGCGUGUUGGCAGUAUCAAUCAAAAGUCCGAAGAAUCAAGUUGUGUAACAUACAAAUCAGUGCUUUAGUGUACAUGCGUUAUUCUUGUGAUGGAUUUCAAAUUUAAAUUUGUUGUUUUUGCACUAUGCCUCUGCUCCGGCUUUUGCACAAAAGUGGACGACGAUAACGAACCCCCUGCCGGCUACUAUGCGUUCGUCGAGUCGCCCCAAGCGCAGCCUCCGGGCGUUCGGCCGCCGCCCUACACUCACGCCGACGAAGACUGCCGGGACGCGGGCAACACGAAGCCCUUCGUCAGCGCCCACAAUCUAUGCGGGGACCUGAACAAGGGCGUCAUUCCGAGGAAUCCUAUGCACAAGAACGUUAUGGGGGAUCCUUAUCCAUUCGAGUUAAUAAGAAACCAAACGCUGAGAUUUCUCUCGCGAACUUUGCCAAUUUUGAAAGCAGAUGAGUUACUACCCAAGAUAACGCAAAUGCAAGAAUCUGAAGAGCCACUGGAACCUGAGUAUGAUAAUGAAAUCACGCAUGGACCAAUAAAUCGUUCAGCGAAAAACAUACGAGAACCAAAAAAAUUCUGCGAUGGUGGCGGAGUAUUCUGUGCCUUAUACCGUGCAAUCCAAGGUGAACCGGCCUCCAGAGGAUCCAUACUGGUCGAACGGCGCGAUGAACCAGUACAUGACGCUGCAAGUGGUGCCGGAGCUUCGGUGCGAUACGAGGGUCCUCCGACGCCCUGCCCGGCCAAGGUCGAAUACGCUACACCUGUUUUUGCCAAAAACUACCAGGGCGCUUGGCGAUAUGUUGUGCAGAUACCAUACGAGGGUUAUUUCACUCAAACUGUUGAAAUUACUAAAUGCCUACAAGCAAGGUGUCACUAUUUAGACGGAGGAUGUUUGAGCUCUCCGCGCUGGGUCAGUUUGCUAGUUGCGGAAAUCUUCUAUCCCCAAAAUGAAGAACCUUUAAGUGCGACCACGUCUACUCCGCCAGUUCAAGACUUCCAAGCCUACCAACAAUAUCUGCAGAAACGGGCAGUAGGAAAUCAAGAGAGUGCUAAUGCAAAGCAAACUCAUUGCGAUGGCCAAGAUGAAAUUGGAUGCUUUCAAGUUAGAUUAUAUUACGACUGGUUUUUGAUUCCUGGAUCAUGUAAAUGCUGGAGACCAGAUUAUUUCACUCGCUACAUGAGAAAGAAGAAUAAUGGAGCAGAUUUGUAGGCUUAAGUAUAUAUUAGGUAAUUAUAAUAGAAUUUUGUUGAUUGAUUAAAUCGGCUUUGCCUUGUUAAUGUUUUGGUAGAGUAUUGGCAGAAUAUGUUUGGUACAAAUUUUGAAAUUCAUAAUAUAAAGGUAUAUUUAUGAGUGUUGUUUCAUCGUUGUAUUUGUUGUUCAUAUGAAUGGAAUAAUUUUUAUAAUUUA
This is a messenger RNA of Ctenocephalides felis (cat flea), 1426 nucleotides long. RefSeq lists its product as uncharacterized. Bases 113 to 1228 code for a protein of 371 amino acids. The record is from RefSeq and is a predicted model, not a curated record. Gene Ontology annotation, molecular function: Toll binding; growth factor activity. Lineage: Eukaryota; Metazoa; Arthropoda; Insecta; Siphonaptera; Pulicidae. The transcript is spliced from 7 exons. Gene Ontology annotation, biological process: central nervous system formation; innate immune response; regulation of Toll signaling pathway. Gene Ontology annotation, cellular component: extracellular region.